AUGUCGGCAUCUAAAAGAUUAGUAGUAUGUGGUGGAAAUGGGUUUUUGGGAUCGAGGAUUUGUAAAUCUGCGGUUGCGAGGGGUUGGGAUGUUACUUCUAUUAGCCGCUCCGGUGAACCAACCUGGUCCUCAGUCUCGGCGUCCUCCACCCCACCUUCCUGGUCCCACAAAGUAACCUGGGAACGCGCCGACAUCCUCAAACCUUCCACCUACGCCCCUCUCCUCAAAUCCGCCGACUACGUGGUCCACACCAUGGGAAUCCUCCUCGAAGCUGACUACAAAGGAGUAAUCUCCGGGCGCGAAUCCCCCAUCUACGGUCUCUCCCGCGCAUUUUCCUCUCAAAAAUCUGGUUCUCAAAACCCCUUAACUCGUAAAGCGGGCGAGGACUUACAUUCCCAAGAAAGAGACGGACAAAUAACUUACGAACUCAUGAAUCGAGACUCGGCAAUCACAUUGGCUUCAGAAGCUUACAAGGAAAAUGUCCCCACAUUCGCAUAUAUAAGUGCAGCAGGUGGAGCCCCAGUAUUGCCGCAGAGAUAUAUAGAUACGAAGAGAGCGGCUGAAAGUACGAUUGCGAGUGAGUUUCCGAAGAUGAGGAGUGUGUUUAUUAGACCAGGGAUGUUGUAUGAUAGUUCGAGGAAGAUUACUAUGCCAUUGGCUGCAGCCACGGGGUUGGGUGCUGUGUUCAAUGGGCUAACGGGAGGGAUAUUUGGAGGGAUUAUGGGGGCUGCGGGAGUAAAGCCCUUGAAGGCGGAUGUGGUAGCUGAGGCUGUUGUGGAAGCUUUGAGUGAGGAGAGUGUGAAAGGUCCAGUUGAAACUCGAGAGAUUGAACAGUUGGCCGAGAAAGCUUGGAGAAAGGGUAUGUUAUAA
Messenger RNA from Sclerotinia borealis F-4128, 870 nucleotides. NCBI's taxonomy places the organism in Eukaryota, Fungi, Ascomycota, Leotiomycetes, Helotiales, Sclerotiniaceae. The record is from the annotation of a GenBank genome assembly.